Volvox carteri f. nagariensis is the source of this 4668-nucleotide messenger RNA. RefSeq lists its product as uncharacterized. Gene Ontology annotation, molecular function: RNA binding. Gene Ontology annotation, biological process: regulation of mitochondrial mRNA stability; mitochondrial RNA processing; chloroplast rRNA processing. Lineage: Eukaryota; Viridiplantae; Chlorophyta; Chlorophyceae; Chlamydomonadales; Volvocaceae. The transcript is spliced from 10 exons. Bases 1 to 4668 code for a protein of 1555 amino acids. Gene Ontology annotation, cellular component: ribonucleoprotein granule; mitochondrial matrix. The record is from RefSeq and is a predicted model, not a curated record.
AUGGAUUGGGUACUUGCAGGGGCCACGGCCGCAAGGCGGCCCCAGGGCCUCGCGGCAAUGCUGAACCUCAGCCAAGCCGGUGCCAGCGGCCGGACAGCAGCUCUUCAGGCGGCCGCCACCUCCGAGCCGCUUGCGCCGCAGGCAGAGUCAGAGCCGAUUUUCCUCCCUUCACAGCCAGACCGCAGUUCCGGCACCCGGCAGCGGCUGGUGCAGCUCGCGCAGCCGCCCCCGCGACGCACACAACGGGGCCGUCAGGAUGCCGUCGCCGACAGCAACUCACGCCUAUUCUUCAUGGGACGAAGACGGUGGUUUGGCGGCCAGCUCAAGUGGCGGAGGUCCCCCGCGGGCCGGGUCCCCCCCUCCAACACCACGUCGGCAUCCACAUGCAACACCUCGGGGGUCACGGAGACGCCUCUGGAGGGCGAUCGGGUCCACCCCAGCACUGCCGGCACUCGACAGAAGCAGCGGCGGCGGCCUCCGACCCAGAUCGCCUCCGGGCCCUACAAUUUGGUUGGGUGCCACGACCCACGGGUCGCGCUCCGCAGCUGGAUGCGCCGGCGGGAGCAAACUGGCGGACCCGACCUCGACACGGUUCGGGUUCACGACUUCCCGGAGGGAGGACAGCAGCACAUGCAUCAUCGUCAUCAUCACCAUCAGGAGGUGGAGGAGGCGGCAGCGCAGCGGCACGGGUUACGGCCACCCCGGGACCCGGGGGGUAUGGCAUCCACCACCACACGGGUCUUCCCCCCGGUGGGGAUUUCGCCGGAGGAGGGCUCACCCGCAACAGCCGUCACAUCAGCUGGCGGGGGGACUUCCUCCCUGGGAUUGCCAGUGCCUUGGGCCACCGGCGAUGGACCUAGUUUAGGAAUGCAGGCGGGAGCGGGAGCGGGGUCCGGCUACUCGGGGGGCCCCGGGCACCUGCGCGCGCGUGUCGGCAGUAGCAGUAGCAGUGGAGGUGGUAACCUGUACGGGCUCAUUAGUCGCUGUAGCAGCUGGCGGGAGCUGCAGCAGCUACAGCUGACCCACAGCGGCCACCUGCUGCCUCAGCACAUCCCCGCACUCAUGGCCGCAGUAGCCAGGCUUCAGCAGCACCAUCGCCGCGGAUCCUCACCACGACAACAACAGUACUCGCAUCACCACAACCACCACCACCACCGGCAGCAGCAGCAGCAGCAGCAGCACACCGCCGAGGAGCAGCGGCAGGUGUUGCGGUACAUGUGGGAGCUGGCGGGCAGCGCUCUGAGGUUGGCCAGGUCCCGAGAGCUGCCCCCGAGGAGUCUGGCCACGGCGCUGUGGGCGGUGGCCAAGAUGCCACCGCCGCCGCCGGGGGAGUUGGAAUUGGAGGCAAGCCCACCUCCUGAUGUGAGCCAGACGCUGUGGGCGGUGGCCACCCUGGAGUGCACCCCCCUGCCCCGGGGCUUCCUGCCGGGGCUGCUGGAGGCGGCCAAACCCGCACUGCACAGCUUCGGACCGCAGGCCUUCUCCAACACGCUGUGGGCCCUCUCUCGCCUCCGCUGCCAACCCCCCCCGGGCUGGCUGGAUGCCGCCUGUGCAGCCGCCGCCCCCCAGCUCCCCACCUUCAACCCCCAGGCCCUCGCCACCACCGCCGCGGCACUCGCGCACCUGGAGCACUCCCCGCCACCCGACUGGUGGGAGAUCUUCUUCGUCGCGUGUGCCCGCAGCAUGUGGCUCCCGUACCCACACCACCAAUCACCACCACCACCACUACCGCCGUCAUCACCAUCGCCGUCGUCGCCAACACCACCUGCUUUGGAACCCGCAGUAGCAACAGCAGCAGCAGCAAUAGCGGCAGAGAGUGGCGGUGAUUGCGCCACAGGCGGCGGCCGUACAGCCGCUGCAGUCGCCCCGCAGUCUCUGGCGCAGACCGUCUGGGCGGUGGCGAGGCUGCGGCUGACACCCCCCCCGGGUUGGCUGGAAGGGCUGGCGGCGGCGGCGGCGGUGGCGGCGCCCCGCAUGAACGGCCAGGAUGUGGCCAAUGUGCUGUGGGCGCUGGGGGCCCUCAGGUUCCGCUACAACCACCACCGCCAGAACAACGACGAACAACAACAACAACAACAACAACAACAACAACAACAACACUACCCAGCAUUGCGCUCGUCGUCGUCGGCGGCGGCGGUGGCGUCUUCGCCGCCAUCCCCGACUUCGGCGGCGGCUUCUCGGCCCACAGCGGCACCUUCGGGUCCUCCCGGUCUGGCUCCUCUGCUGGCGGCCUGGCGGCGGUGCCUGGACUCCAUGCAGCCGCAACAGCUGUCCGCGUGUCUGGUGGCAAGUGUGCAUCUGGGGCUCAGCCUGGAUCCAAGUCGGAAUCCAAAUCGCGAUCAAGCUGCUGCUCCACCUGCGGCUGCGGCGGCGGUGCCGGACGAUUUGGUGGCUCGUACACUGGUAGUUGUGGGUUGUCGGUUGGCCAGUUGCUCGGCCCAGGUGGUGUCCAACUCCCUGUGGGCGGCUGCACGACUGGGCUGCCGGCCCUCCAGCAGCUGGGUGGGGGCGGCGGUGGAGAGGUUCUUGGUCUGUCUGGAGGACGAUGAUGCCGGGCCGCAGGAGGUGGCCAACGUGUGGUGGGCCCUGGGUCGGCUGCGGUGGGCCCCCCCCGCCGACACGGCCUCCGAGCUGCUCAGUCGUACUCUGGACCUGGCGGCAGGCGGGGACCUGCGCAGCGGGGAGCUGGCGGCGGUGAUGUGGUCGCUGGGGCGGCUGGGACUGAGACUGCCCAAGCCGCUCAUGGACCGACUGGUCUGCAUCCUGCGAGCCUCCCUCCACGAGGAAGCCCAACAGCAGCAGCAGGCAGGUGAGGGGCAGCCCCCGCCGGUACCCCAGCCGCCACGUCACCUGACCCCCGCCCCGCCGGCGACGCUGGUGACGCUGCUUCGUGCCCUGGCGGCCCGUCAAGCCACCUCGCAACGGAGCACCGCAAUGGCCCUCCUGGAGCGAUCACUGCGACACAUGGCGACGACAAUCCGUGCCAGCGGCUUCGGGGACGGCGGUGACGGCGGCGGCGCCGCAGCUGCACGGCAGGUGGCAUUGGCGCUUCACUCCGCCGCCAGUCUGGGUGUGCCGCUGUCGGCAGGCUCCACGGCGGCGGCUGAGGGGAGGGGGGAGGGGGAAGCCCGGCCCGGGGGGGGCUCAAGUCGCGGCCUGGCGGGUGCAAUAAUAGCGGCGCUACGUGCUGUACUGCCGUACGCGAACACUCGCGACUUGGCGAUGGCGUUGUCAGCGGCGGCGGCGAUGGAAGCCGUGGUGCCGCUGGGGCUGCUGGCGGCGGCGCUGCAGCGCGCGGGGGAGCUGUAUGCCCGUGACAGCGCCACGGCAGCGGCGGUGUCGGGGUCAGCGGUCGACGACGGGAAGGAUUCCACCCCUGUCUUGACCAUACACGGAAAUGAUGUCGAUGGGGGGCGUGCAGUGGCAGUGGUCCCCGAGGGUGCGGAUGGAGCUGGGGAGGGCGGCGAGGGUGAGGUGGAGAGUGGGGCUGACAGGGUGCUUGGCUGGGUUAGGGGACGGCCCGACGGGAGCGAGGGGGUGAUGGGUGUACGAGGAGGCGGAGGAGAUGUCCGGGAAGUUGUAGACGGGGCGGGUGGGGAUUUGGCGACGCUGUUGUGCAGUUUGGGUCGGCUUCUAGAGCUGCAUGCGCGACGUCGGGCGGAGAUGACGGCUCAGCAGCAACAGCAACUGCAGGAUGCGGGGCGGCGGGGAUGGCGGAGGGGGCGGCAGCAGCAGGAGCUGCAGCUGCAACGGCAGCAGUGGAAGUCAGGGCCAAAGCAUUCCGGCAGAAGGUUAGAACGUGGUGGUGGUGGUGGUAAAGGCCGCAGUGGCAGCGGGGACGAUAGCGCAGGUGACAAGAGCACAGGCAGCAGCAGCAACCACCACCACCACCGUCGUGUUGACAUGGACGUGUAUAGGGACGCUGCGGGUGAUGUGGCCGUCAAGGCAGCGGCGGCGGCGGCGAUGCAGGAGGCCCGGGCGCGGUGGGACGAGUUGCUUCGGAAGCGGCCGCGUCUGGUGGCGGCACGGACUGCCUUGCUACAAUUCGUCCGGGUGGGUCUGGAGCGCUCUUCCUCUUCCGCCAUCGUCGACGCCGACGGCGGCUCGUCGUCCUCUUCGCCACCGCCGCCGACGCCAUGUCUCUCCGCCGCUACCUCACUACAGCAGCUGGUCCUGGGGCUGUCCAAAGCCCGUCUGGCCCCGCCGCCCCGGCUGCUGCGCAUGUUAGCUCGGGCGCUUGUGGGUGCGGUUGGCGACCUGCCCGCCAGUUACCUGGCGGCCUGCUUGAGCCACCUGGCGGCCAUGGGGGCGGAGCUGGACCCGCAGGACGCGAUGGCGCUGGUCGGCCGGCUGCGGGCAGUGCACGUGGCAACAGCUGCUAGGCGGUCGGCCGGCGGGCGAAGCCGGAGCCGCGGCUGGAUGGUGGCGGCGUGCGGCGGUGUGAGCUGUAUGGUGGCGCUGUGGGUGCUGCGUCGGAAGGCGAAGAGGAAGACGCGAGUGUCACGAGGGGGAGCGGCGCGGGCACUGAGGACAGCCAGUCCGCGCAACAGAACGGGGAGGUCGAGGCUGCGGGCGGCGGCGGCGGCAGCGGACCCAGAGGUCAUGCAACGAGUGGAGAGGGCGCUGACGCGACUGCGGGAAGCCGGGGAGUGCCGUCGUCUGGCAUGA